Molecule: messenger RNA, 1661 nt
Organism: Humulus lupulus (European hop)
Lineage: Eukaryota; Viridiplantae; Streptophyta; Magnoliopsida; Rosales; Cannabaceae
Product: branched-chain amino acid aminotransferase 2, chloroplastic
Exons: 10
Coding region: 168-1394 (408 amino acids)
Biological process (GO): branched-chain amino acid metabolic process
Cellular component (GO): chloroplast
Molecular function (GO): branched-chain-amino-acid:2-oxoglutarate transaminase activity
Source: RefSeq, a predicted model, not a curated record
CUUUAUGUUCAAAACCAUACUAGAGUAGGGAGACGAGGGUAUGCAGCUUUAGGUUUAAAAGACGGUAUAACCAACCAACCCAAAGCCACGCCACACAGACUCUUUAGUCAGCUCAGCUCGUGUUGACCUUUCGCCGCUGUAUCAAACAGUUUCGGAGACCCAAGAAAAUGGAUUGCGCCGCUGCCCUUUUGCCUGGCUUUCACCCUAAUUACCUUCUCUGCCCCUCCCGCCAUUUUUCUUCUCUUCUUCCCAAAACCGAUCUCUCUUCUCCUCUCAAGUUUCAGCUCCAAAACAAGCAGCUUUCUUUAGCUUCUUCUCAUGGUUUUUCUCCAGUUAUUUGCAAUGCUACAUUGUCUGAUACUUACAGUGAAACAGUUGAAUUAGCCGACAUAGAUUGGGACAACCUUGGAUUUGGGUUUCUUCCCACUGAUUAUAUGUAUAACAUGAAAUGUGCUCAAGGUGAGAGCUUUUCAAAUGGUGAAUUACAACGAUUUGGGAACAUUGAGUUGAGCCCUUCAGCUGGAGUUUUGAACUAUGGCCAGGGGCUGUUUGAGGGUCUAAAAGCCUACCGGAAAGAAGAUGGAAAUAUACUCCUGUUUCGUCCUGAGGAGAAUGCACUGCGGAUGAGACUGGGUGCCGAACGGAUGUGCAUGCCAUCACCAACCGUUGAUCAAUUUGUGGAUGCUGUAAAGGCUACUGUCUUAGCAAACAAGCGUUGGAUUCCUCCUGUUGGUAAAGGAUCCUUGUAUAUCAGGCCAUUGCUAAUGGGAAGCGGAGCAGUUCUUGGUCUUGCACCUGCUCCUGAGUACACAUUUCUGAUUUACGUUUCGCCUGUUGGAAACUAUUUUAAGGAAGGUGUGGCACCAAUUCAUCUAAUUGUUGAGGAUAAUUUGCACCGUGCAACUCCUGGAGGUACUGGAGGUGUAAAGACUAUAGGAAACUAUGCUGCGGUUCUCAAGGCUCAAUCAGCUGCAAAAGAACAAGGGUAUUCAGAUGUUCUCUACCUUGAUUGUGUACACAAAAAAUAUCUAGAGGAGGUCUCCUCUUGCAACAUUUUUGUCGUGAAGGGUAACCUUAUCUCUACUCCAGCAAUUAAAGGGACGAUCUUACCUGGUAUUACUCGAAAGAGUAUCAUUGAUGUUGCUCGUACCCUGGGAUUUCAGGUUGAGGAGCGUCUUGUGCAUGUUGAUGAGUUACUUGAUGCUGACGAAGUAUUCUGUACGGGAACAGCUGUUGUUGUAUCACCUGUGGGGAGUAUUACUUACCAUGGUGAAAGGGUGCCUUACAAUGAGGGAGGUGUUGGUGCUGUGUCGCAGCAACUCUACUCGGCACUUACCAGAUUACAGAUGGGUCUUAUAAAGGACAAUAUGAAUUGGACCGUUGAGCUGAGCUAAAACAACACGCAUAAGGAUGAGAAAGUUCAAAGCAUAGUCACCUUUGUAGAGGUUUGCAAACUUUCAUUUUCUACUUUAUCUUUGCUAUGUCAAAGACAGACUUAUUAUUCGGUUUGCUUUCAUACUUGGGGAUCUGUAGGUUGCACAUAUAAUAAAACAAUUCAGGUGUUUUCUAGCCAUUACUUGUGCACAAAAGGGUAAUUUUUUUUUGCCCAAUAAAAAAAAUUAUUGGGAAAGAGCUUAUAUUAGCCCCUACUGAAUUUCAGA